Molecule: messenger RNA, 1847 nt
Organism: Amphibalanus amphitrite
Lineage: Eukaryota; Metazoa; Arthropoda; Thecostraca; Balanomorpha; Balanidae
Product: retinal homeobox protein Rx-like
Exons: 5
Coding region: 774-1436 (220 amino acids)
Biological process (GO): regulation of transcription by RNA polymerase II
Molecular function (GO): DNA-binding transcription factor activity, RNA polymerase II-specific; RNA polymerase II transcription regulatory region sequence-specific DNA binding
Source: RefSeq, a predicted model, not a curated record
CCUGUGAUAGUUUUUUAUAGGUAUAGUCUUUCUUUGCGGUGUUCAUUGUCGAGGUCGUUCGAGGUCGCAUUUUUAGGACCUAUAUUUUUUUUUUAAUUUACAGACCAAGGGGUUGGGGAGGAUCAAGGUAUAACUAUUCACUCUACUUUUCGUCCCUAAUUGAGCUCGAGCUUCGCGAAAAUGGGCGUGUUCGCCAAAAAUCGAGACAACGAUUUAUACCCAAUUUUAGGAUCUAAUUCUGGGCACAUCCAAGGUCGGGUUUAAUGCGCAGAGGUGAAGGACUGGUUUUGUUUUUGUCAAUAUUGUGUUUGUUGCGUCCAUCGUCAUCAAAUGAUUCAUCUACUUUUUGCCCGGGAAAAAUUUACCUUAGUGCUGAGGCUGACCUAUGGUCGAAGUCAGGCCAAAACCGGUCCUGUCGGGAAGCUGAGCAAUAGAGGCAAGCUACGGAUCAGCAGAUUUGGCACUUGGUUCGGGGUUUGCUGAUAACCUUGUGAUAACGAAAGUCCGUCUACCAACCAAGCUAACACUUCCCUCUUGACCUGAGGCCCCGCCUCCGCAUCACUACAGCGCUGUGAUUGGUCGACGGCAGUUGUAAGUCGCCUCCGAUUGGCUGACGGCGGUCGGUGCUGGAGGAGGGGCGACAGAUCGGUCUUUGACAGCUCUCGUAGCUUGUAAAUGGAUCACUGUUUACGUUUAGGGCACCUCUGUUCUCCGGAUUCUGGCGGGUCGGCUGUGGGUCGCAGGCACCCUGCGGUGUGUCACAGGCGGGGACAAUGUCUCGACAACAGGUACCUCCGACGGCGCACAGCAUUGACCGGAUCCUGGGACAGGAUCGUCAGCCUCGGCACCAUCCUGCAGGGGAUGACGAGGAUCAGCCAGCUUCAUACGGUUCGGAAUCGCUCGUGGUCGAGGACGACUCUCCAGAAAACGCGAACACUGAGCGACCCGAAAAACACGAGCGAAAGUCUCGGCGCUCGCGUACCACGUUCACCACGUACCAGCUGCACGCGCUGGAGCGAACCUUCGAGAAGUGCCAGUAUCCGGACGUGUUGACUCGGGAAGAGGUGGCCGGCAGACUGCAGCUGACCGAGGCCAGAGUUCAGGUAUGGUUUCAAAAUAGAAGGGCGAAGUGGAGAAAACAUGAGAAGUACACCGAACAAAACAAUUGCGAAAGGAUUUCGGACAAGAGCUUCAUCUCGACCGCGUCGCCGUGGUCUGCGUUGGUGAUGGCCGCCGGGCUGGGUCGGGUGCUCAGCCGGCCGACGGCCCUGCUGCUGCCCUCACUGCUGCUGAGGCGUCCCGUGCCGCCGCCCACCGUCCCAGCCGGCCUGCUGCCUGUCCCGGACCAGCUCCAGGACGGUCAGAGGAUGCUCCUUAUGGGAGAUAACAGCGUCCGCGCGACACCGACCCGCGCAGAGCCGAGCGGUCUGAGGUGACUCUAGGCGGUGUCAGUGGGCGGUCUGAGGUGACUAUAGACGGUGUCAGUGGGCGGUCUGAGGUGACUCUAGGCGGUGUCAGUGGGCGGUCUGAGGUGACUAUAGACGGUGUCAGUGGGCGGUCUGAGGUGUGUGAAGGCACCAUCAGUGAGUGGUCUGAGGUGUCUAUGAGCGGUUUUUGUCGGCAUAGUAGCGCGCACGUCUAUGGCUAUGAAUGUUCUCCCUCUGGCCAUGCAUUAUUGUCCUACACAUUACACACAGUAUUACCCCGCGGCCCGCAUCCGUCAGGAAGAGUCGGCCAAAACCGCACCAGUUCCCGCUCUUCAUUCAAUUCGCUGUCCGGUUGCGAAGUUGUGCAAUUCUGAUGUCUCAAAGGUUCGAAACGUAUUGAUAUAGGUGUUGCCUCGUUUA